Phytophthora infestans T30-4 is the source of this 492-nucleotide messenger RNA. RefSeq lists its product as uncharacterized. Lineage: Eukaryota; Oomycota; Peronosporomycetes; Peronosporales; Peronosporaceae. The transcript has a single exon. The record is from RefSeq and is a predicted model, not a curated record. The coding region runs from base 1 to 492 and encodes 163 amino acids.
AUGGUGUUUGGACCUCGAGAACGCCCUAUGGAGAGCCUGGAUCUAGAUGCAAGCCGACGCAAAUCAGUGUCCGCAAAUGACCGUGAUUACGAAGAGCACAGAUACACAAAGGAGCUGAUGAAGUACAUUGCAGAAUCCACGGCCAGCUUGAGCGCCAGUGAUGCAGAGCCGCUGAGCGAAUCGAAUUCGGACAAUUCUGAUGAACCAUGGCCCGACAUUUUCGACUGUGCCUCGGAUGAGGAAGACGACUACGUCGAGCCUCCAGUGGAAGUCCCGCGCACUUAUCGAGCACAAGACCUCCAUGGAGGUAUGCUCGUGGGCGGCAAUUGCGUUUUAUUCACAAGCUGGGCAUUCAAGCGUCAAUUGCAUUGCAGGAGAAGCCUUCCGCCCAUCCCAGAGCGCAGAGACGCUGGCGAAUAUGAGCUACAUGUACCUUCGAGCGAAGGAGCCCAAACAAAGGGAGUGUAUUCUGGCAAAAUUGUUGAGCUGUAG